UGAUUGGCGAUUAAAUAUCAUCAACAAUGGUGACGACAGGCACGACAGGGACGACUGCAACGGCUCAGGAAACCACUGCGAAAAGGAAACCUGUUUUUACGACGGUAGAUCAACUGAAACCUGGGACGAGCGGUCAUACCCUUACGGUGAAGGUCGUGAGUUCGAAGACAGUUUUACAGAAGGGACGGGCGGCUUCUCAGCAUCUUCGCGGCACUCGCAUCGCUGAGUGUGUUGUCGGUGAUGAUACCGGAACCAUUAUCUUCACUGCUCGCAACGAGCAAGUUGAUAUGAUGAAGCCAGGUACAACUGUUAUUCUGCGUAAUGCUAAGAUUGAUAUGUUUAAGGGGUCAAUGAGAUUGGCGGUUGACAAAUGGGGACGUGUUGAGAUCACUGAACCUGCUGAGUUUGUUGUUCUAGAGGACAACAAUCUGUCUCUAGUUGAGUAUGAACUGGUGAAUGUUGUGGAAGAGUGAUAUGAAUAUGAUCUUUAGUCAUUAAUAUUUUGUGAUCCAGAGAAGCCUCAAGCUUAAGAGGCCUUAAUAUGUUUUUUUUUAAUAAUUAUCAUUCCCUGUGCAUGAACUGUUACUGAGGUAAAGUUUUCUUGGGAAGAACAGUUUGAAGUUGGUAUACAAAAUCUUACUGAAACUAGUGAUGUUUUUU
Messenger RNA from Telopea speciosissima, 660 nucleotides. RefSeq lists its product as uncharacterized. Lineage: Eukaryota; Viridiplantae; Streptophyta; Magnoliopsida; Proteales; Proteaceae. The record is from RefSeq and is a predicted model, not a curated record. The transcript has 2 exons. Bases 27 to 473 code for a protein of 148 amino acids.